Messenger RNA from Pygocentrus nattereri (red-bellied piranha), 1067 nucleotides. It is a transcript of the gene tnni1b, whose product is annotated as troponin I type 1b (skeletal, slow). NCBI's taxonomy places the organism in Eukaryota, Metazoa, Chordata, Actinopteri, Characiformes, Serrasalmidae. Bases 96 to 656 code for a protein of 186 amino acids. Gene Ontology annotation, biological process: muscle contraction. The record is from RefSeq and is a predicted model, not a curated record. The transcript is spliced from 9 exons. Gene Ontology annotation, cellular component: troponin complex.
AGGCUGGCUUAAAAGGAGACAUUGUUGCAGAGCAUCAUUCUGUGGUGCAUCACUUCCCCCACGCAGCAUUUAGAGGUUGAAUCCACAUUGUAAAGAUGCCUGAGCAAGAGAAAAAGUCCAAGAUUUCAGCCUCCCGCAAGCUGAUGCUAAAGAGCCUGAUGGUUGCUAAAGCUAAAGAGGAGCUGGAGCAGGAGCUGAUAGAUAAGGAGGAGGAGAAGCAGAGGUAUCUGGAUGAGAAAAUCCCUGCCCUACAGACCAGCAGCAUGUCCUUCGCGGAGCUCCAGGAACUGUGUCAAGAGCUUCAUGCCAAGAUAGACGUGGUGGAUGAAGAGCGCUACGACAUUGAAGCCAAAGUGCUGCAUAACACCAGAGAGAUAAAAGAUCUCAACAUCAAAGUUCUGGACCUGAGGGGGAAAUUCAAGCGGCCUAACCUCAGGAGGGUGAGGGUCUCAGCAGACGCUAUCCUACGCUCGCUCUUGGGCUCCAAACACAAAGUAUCUCUGGACCUGAGAGCGAACCUCAAAUCAGUCAAGAAAGAGGACACAGAGAAGGAAAAGACAGUGGAAGUCAGUGACUGGAGGAAGAAUGUGGAGGCAAUGUCUGGAAUGGAGGGCCGCAAGAAGAUGUUUGAUGCCGCCAAGGGGCCAACGCAGUGAACGAGUCAUUAAGUCGAUACUCAGGAGGUGAUGCUGAUGCCUGCCUGCUGAAGCCAUGCGUUACGGAAGAUCAUCCACAUUACUGCCUGCACAUUAUUGAUGUUUAUAAAUGUAUUCUUACUGUAUAUGUAUUACAAGCAUCUAUAAAUCAGUCUCAAAUAAUUUUAUUAUUCUGCGUGGCUUGUUUUACAUUGCUGUGCCUUGCAUACUAGCCUGUCCAGUAUAUCCUUAGACGAUUACAUUUUCUGAGGCUUUGCAAAAGUGCAUGGAAAUAAUAUGGAAAUAAUAAGGAUAAUUCAAAUGGACAUGAACGUUCCCCAUUCAAUCAGACUUGAUCAGGAAACUGCUCUGAUUCGUCGGUCCAGACUUAUGUUUUAUUGUGACCUCCUCAAUAAAAUAUUUUCGAUAAAG